This is a messenger RNA of Cydia fagiglandana, 2683 nucleotides long. Its product is annotated as zinc finger protein 501-like. Gene Ontology annotation, cellular component: nucleoplasm; nucleus. Gene Ontology annotation, molecular function: RNA polymerase II cis-regulatory region sequence-specific DNA binding; zinc ion binding; DNA-binding transcription repressor activity, RNA polymerase II-specific. Lineage: Eukaryota; Metazoa; Arthropoda; Insecta; Lepidoptera; Tortricidae. Gene Ontology annotation, biological process: regulation of transcription by RNA polymerase II. The coding region runs from base 38 to 1339 and encodes 433 amino acids. The transcript has 4 exons. The record is from RefSeq and is a predicted model, not a curated record.
AUUUUCCCUCUGAUAUUUUACUCGCGUUGCUGACGUGAUGGAAGCGCUACAGUCGUGUCGUUGUUGCCUGCGCCGCUCCCCGGACAGAGAUAUGAACAUGCCAUAUUUGCAUCUGGACAAAACUGAGAUAUAUUCGGUCAUGCUAGCAGAAUGCUUCGAUAUACAUUUAAUUGUUAGCAAGACUGACAUUGGUAUCUGUGAGGUGUGCGUGGGCCGCCUGCGAGACGCCAGUGACUUCAAGCAGCAAGUGCAGCGCUGCCAGGAGGAGUUGCAGCAGCUGCAGGGAGACUUUAUAGUUAAAAAUGAAUCUAAGAUUAAACAAGAAAUAUUAGAGGAUGAUGUAACAGAUGAUUUCGGACCCGAAGACUCCGGAGUAGAAUCAAACGUUUCGAAGCCAAUAGUAAAAUUUAUAGAACCGCAAGUAAUAAAAGUAGAGUGCACACUAAAACUAGAGCCCGCGCCGCACGCGAGCCAGCAGCGUCCCGCGACAUCACACCGCGAGCCGACCCGCGCGGCGACUGCGAGCCGAGCCAAGAGUGUGGUGGCCGCGACUGUCCGCACCGACCAAAACUACGAGUGCGGUACAUGCUGGAAACAGUUCACAAAGAAGAAAUAUUUAAUCGGUCACAUGAAGAUUCACAACGAAACAAAGACUUUCAUAUGUGAAGUCUGCACAAAGCAGUUUAAACAUAAACACCACUUGAUCGAGCACACGCGUAUUCACACUGGAGAUCAGCCUUAUAGCUGCGAAGUUUGUGAGAAGCGGUUUUCACAAAGAUCGUCUUUAAUUGUACAUAAGAGAAUCCACACUGGUGAAAAACCUUACAGCUGUGAGAUAUGCAACAAAACUUUUACACAAAGCUCGGCUUUACAUAUGCAUAAACGCAUCCACGGGGAGAAAACUUUCUUCUGUGAGAUGUGCGGCAAGGGAUUUUCACUAAAGUGCAACUUUUCUGCGCAUGUACGUACACACACUGGUGAGAAACCAUAUGAUUGUAAAGUAUGUAAUAAACGGUUUAACGAGCAAUCUAGCCUUAAAAGACACACAAGAAUUCACACAGGAGAGACGCCGUACGCUUGUAGAACAUGUGACAAGAAAUUCAGAGAUUUUUCCAGUUAUAGUAAACACGAACUAAUUCAUACCGGCAAGAAGCCGUUCACAUGUGAUAUAUGUAAUAAAUCAUUCGGUCGGAAAACUCACCUAAAUAGACAUAAGCAACUUCAUACAGGGGAGAAACGGUUCUGUUGCGACAUCUGUGGAAAGCAAUUUACAGAAAAAUAUAUACUAGACAAUCAUAAAACGGUUCACUCGAAAAAUCAGUCUUCUAACGACGAGUGACAAAAGCUGGCGCAUUAUGAUUCCUUUUUAAUUUAUUUCUUAUUGAAUUACAGUUAGUAUACAGGGUGGAAAGGCACGACGAUCCUUUCCGCAAAAGGGGGAUUGUUGAGCCUAAGCUCUAUAUUUUCUCCAUAGAAACUAUGUUAAUAUGGGCAACCGUUUCUAAAUUAUGGCCUUUUAAACAUCCGUGCAAAAAACUACUUUGUUGUAACCCUAACAGGUGACAGGGUCAAUGAACUUACUUGUAAACAAUUAGUAUACGACAGGAAAUUAUGCUAAUUUGUUGCCAUCUAACCAUUCUUAGGUCUGCUUACAACACGGUAAGAAUCGUUGCAGGAAUUUCGCUUUUUUAGUGGUUCCACUUGUUCAAUACUUACUUGAAUGAAGUAGUUAUGUUAUUCCUUAAUAUUAAUAAUACUAACCACAACAUUGUUUACAACGACAGUUCAAAUUGUGACAUUGACAACCACUCAAAAGUAAGCAAUUGUCUUAUAAAUAUCUCUGGUUUCCUUGACUGAUAAAAAGGUUUUAGUUUCUUAACACGUUUCACAAAAUUAUUUUCGAAUAAUUGGAAACUAUCAAAAAUAAAAAUAAAAUACAAGUAGGUUGUGUUUGAUGGAUUAAAGAACUUGCAAAAAUGAAAUACUAAGAAUAAAUCAAGUAUAAAUACUUCUUGAAUACCUAACUAACAAACCUUCUUGCGUGGUAGGAAAUAGACAAGACGUCUGAUGUUUGAAAUUAAAUUGUCAUUGAACUUUAUUUAUCUAAUGUCAUAUUCUUCAAAUAAAAAUGCCGUGUUAGAUGCUCGUGGUUAUUUAAAUCUGUGGGCUGUGUAAAAGAUUUGGUGUACCAAACGGAAUGUGAAACUGCGGACGAGACUGAGACAUUAAAGGCUAAUUGCUGCUUUUGACAAUCUGCGGAGGAAAAAUUACGAAGAGCAUACCUACACUAUCGCAUGGGUAAUGUGCGCGGGCUCGGGUGCGGGCUGCGGCGUACAUUAUAAGACACGGAGGUACAUUUGAACACCGUAUGUGAAGAGAAGAUAGUGUUAAAUAUUGGCAAAAAGUAAUUAUCUAAGAAAGUAAUAAAAUUGUAUGUAAUAUUUUUGCAUUAAUUUGAUUUAUUUGGCAUUUAGGCGUCAUUCAUAGAUCAUUGCGAUUCUGUCAACGAUCGGAAAAAAGCGUAAAGACCCGAGCUUUCCCGACGGGGAUCCUUAAUCUAGCCGUCAUGUGCACAUGCUAUAGGGUUAUCACCACAGUUAAAAAGUAGAAAAUUUGGUAUUUUUAUUUUUUACUCAAUUAACGAUUCUUACCAUUACCAAUCUGCUCUGUAUCGCUUAAACGA